AUGCAGUGGCACGCGCGCUGGAACGUCGAGGAUUCGGACUCGCCGAUCCUCCGAAACAUCGCCGGCGCACUUCUGAUGACGUCCGGGGUGACGCUCUUCCUCGCGGCGACGCGCUUUGCGUGGGGUAUCGUCCGCGGCGGCGACGUCUCGCUGGAGACGACGUACUAUUAUCUCCUCGUCCCGGUCACGCUGCCGGUCACGAUCGUGUUCGUGUACCUGAACUGGCUCGCGUUGAGCAUCUUCAAGACCGCGUGA
Micromonas pusilla CCMP1545 is the source of this 255-nucleotide messenger RNA. RefSeq lists its product as uncharacterized. Bases 1 to 255 code for a protein of 84 amino acids. NCBI's taxonomy places the organism in Eukaryota, Viridiplantae, Chlorophyta, Mamiellophyceae, Mamiellales, Mamiellaceae. The record is from RefSeq and is a predicted model, not a curated record. The transcript has a single exon.